This is a messenger RNA of Grammomys surdaster, 3352 nucleotides long. RefSeq names its product transcription factor AP-2 beta (gene Tfap2b). Gene Ontology annotation, biological process: regulation of cell population proliferation; regulation of transcription by RNA polymerase II; anatomical structure development. The record is from RefSeq and is a predicted model, not a curated record. The transcript is spliced from 8 exons. Gene Ontology annotation, cellular component: nucleus. Lineage: Eukaryota; Metazoa; Chordata; Mammalia; Rodentia; Muridae. Gene Ontology annotation, molecular function: DNA-binding transcription factor activity, RNA polymerase II-specific; RNA polymerase II transcription regulatory region sequence-specific DNA binding. Bases 251 to 1612 code for a protein of 453 amino acids.
GUGCGUGCAUGUGUGUCUGUGUGUGUGUGUGUGUGUGUGUGCGUGCGUGCGCGUUGUAUCUAAGUCCUGUGUGCAAUAAUGUUUUUCUGUCUGCUGAGGCUUAGUUCUCCAGCCUAUUGUUUGAGACAACAGAUAUAAGUUGCGAUGGGAGAGGAGCGUCGGAUUUGGUGUGUAUCCCCCACUUCCAAUUAUAGAUGGAUCAUUACAGACAGCGGAGUCCUGAGAAACCAGACAUCUGCUCCUCACAUGAAUGCACUCACCUCCUAGAGACCAGGCUGCCAUCAUGCUCUGGAAACUCGUGGAGAAUGUCAAGUACGAAGACAUCUAUGAGGACCGGCACGAUGGCGUCCCAAGCCAUAGCUCGAGACUGUCUCAGCUGGGCUCUGUGUCCCAAGGACCCUACUCGAGCGCCCCGCCGCUGUCCCACACACCAUCAUCGGACUUCCAGCCACCCUACUUCCCGCCUCCCUACCAGCCGUUACCCUACCACCAGAGUCAAGACCCGUACUCCCAUGUCAACGAUCCCUACUCCCUGAACCCUCUGCAUCAGCCCCAGCAGCACCCGUGGGGGCAACGACAACGCCAAGAAGUGGGUUCAGAAGCCGGCUCUCUUCUGCCCCAGCCCCGGGCAGCCUUGCCCCAGCUCUCCGGCCUUGACCCUCGAAGGGACUACCACUCUGUCCGCCGGCCGGACGUGCUGCUGCAUUCCGCGCAUCACGGCCUGGACGCCGGCAUGGGCGACAGCCUCUCUUUGCACGGCCUUGGGCAUCCCGGCAUGGAAGACGUGCAGUCAGUUGAAGAUGCCAAUAACAGCGGCAUGAACCUAUUGGACCAGUCAGUCAUUAAAAAAGUUCCUGUCCCUCCCAAAUCUGUGACUUCUCUAAUGAUGAAUAAAGAUGGCUUCUUGGGAGGAAUGUCAGUCAACACCGGCGAGGUAUUUUGCUCAGUCCCAGGCCGUUUAUCUCUACUCAGUUCAACUUCAAAGUACAAAGUUACUGUGGGUGAAGUUCAGAGAAGGCUCUCGCCCCCUGAAUGCCUCAAUGCGUCUCUCCUGGGCGGCGUCCUCAGAAGAGCAAAAUCGAAAAAUGGGGGGAGAUCCUUGAGAGAAAGGCUAGAAAAAAUCGGUUUGAAUUUACCCGCGGGCAGGCGCAAAGCAGCAAAUGUCACGUUACUCACCUCCCUGGUAGAAGGGGAAGCUGUUCACUUAGCUCGGGAUUUUGGGUAUAUUUGUGAAACAGAGUUUCCUGCUAAAGCCGUGUCCGAGUAUUUGAACAGACAGCACACAGACCCCAGUGACCUGCACUCCAGAAAGAAUAUGCUGCUGGCCACCAAGCAACUUUGUAAAGAAUUUACGGAUCUACUGGCUCAGGACCGGACACCGAUCGGAAACAGCCGGCCCAGCCCCAUCCUGGAGCCGGGCAUCCAAAGCUGUCUCACCCACUUCAGUCUUAUCACGCACGGCUUCGGUGCCCCGGCCAUUUGCGCUGCACUCACGGCCCUGCAGAACUAUCUCACCGAGGCGCUCAAAGGCAUGGACAAGAUGUUCUUGAACAACACCACUAACAGGCACACGUCUGGGGAAGGCCCAGGGCAACGCGCCCCACGCGUGUGACAUCGAGAGACGCGAUGGAUGCGCCUUGCUCUUACUGUGCAGGUCCUGGGAACAUGUGGGCCACUGAAGCCCAGUGGUGUUGAGGACAUAGAAUCAGCAGCUGCUGGGGUCGCGAGCCGCAAAAGCCCCUUUGCUCUCCGCCUCACCCUAAGGGCUAAGGCAACCGAGAAAGGCCGGUUCCCGAGUAGGUAAAGGGGCGGCGCUCCACUGGCUGCUGGGGGGGAGGUAUCCCAGAGCUCUGUAAAGCCCUUUUGCCGCAAGCGGUCAUUCCUGGCCCUACACUUAGAAACGUUGUAGCUUGGAAAAUCCAAGGAAUUUGAAACUUCCAUGUAUUUUUAUUGCUAGGAAGGAAACUGUCCCUACACUUACUCUACUGAAGAAUUGCCAAUCUUGGGUAGCUAGGCUCCCAUCGACUUCCUGGUGUCCGUGUGAACAUCAGCGAAGGUACUGCUAGGUAGACCUGGCUCGAGCCCCCUCCCCCCUUUCUCCACCUCCGGGGCUGUCUUCUGUUUCCGUCCUUUUUCUAGCUCCCUCUUUCAAGUCCCUUCCGCUCCCAUGCUUUUCUUGGCCAAGCCGGCUACAUUUAUCUGAUAAUUGAGUUAUUAAAAGAUUUGUUUUCCUUAGGUUUAUAAAUCAAUAAACAGUAGGAUUAACGCAAGAGUUUGCCUUUUAAGUCAAGAAAAACAUUUAAGGCCAGGCCCUUUGAGUUUUGUUUUCAAACCAAACAGGUGAGUUAACAGUCCUAUCCUCUCCCCUAGCACUCUGUAGACGUCUUAUCUAGGCCUGCAUUCCCUCCACUCCCCUACUAAAUGCUGGGUUCCAAAACCAAAUAGCUAAAGACUGAAGAGUAAGCCCAUAGCUGCUGGCGUUCCCCCAAGGCUCUCAGAGACCCUGCAAUACAAGCGUUCUCCUACUUGUAUUCUGGGUCUCAUGGAGUUUGUUCAUGGGUGAGGAUUCCCUCUCCAGAGACCUUUAACUUUCAUCCCAACUAGGAAGUAACUUUCUUUUCUUCCUUUCCCCUACUUAUCUUGGAUAUGCCCCUCCGCCCCUUCUCCCCCCCCCCCUUACCCUUCACCCUUAACUUUCUCCACCCCUAUAUAAAGAGCUCAACAGACUUUCAAAGAUCUGUCUGACUUUUGUUGGCAUUGGCCAAGAAACUUUCUCUUAAGAAAUUAUUUCAUAGCCUAUGGAAACUGGUCGAAUGAAAAACUCCAAUCCCUCAACUUUUCUACACACUUCCUUCAUGGUUACAAGACCCACCCUUAGUUAGAGUAUUGAUAGAAAAUUUGCCACCAUACCUGAUAUCCUGUACUUUUAAUACAUUCUGUGGGGAGGAAAUUAUGACCUUAAACCGUCAGACACUGCCUCAAGAGCUCUGAGAAAGAAGAGUUCCCCUCCUUUGCUGAUGUAUAUUAAAUUAUUGGUAAAAGAAAAAAAAGGAAGUAUUGGAAUUUGUUUUCUUUGAAAAAAAAUCAGAAUGAACGCCAUUUCUUCUUUAAAUGCCAAAAUUGGUUCUCCUUUUGAGUUGGCCUCUAAUUCAGUACUAUUGGUUUGACCACCCAGUCAAGAGGUACCGACUGCCUCUUCUGGAGAGCACUCUGGAGGGUAUCCAUGUUAAGUUUGUAUAUAUUUAUUUAUGCUUAAUUUAAUGGGAAUGUGUAAAUAUGAAGACCAAGUAGUUUGGGAUUAUUUAUCUGUGAAUCUAUACCUCUGUGAAUGGGUGGUUUAAAAAAAAAAAAA